Molecule: messenger RNA, 550 nt
Organism: Mesoplodon densirostris (Blainville's beaked whale)
Lineage: Eukaryota; Metazoa; Chordata; Mammalia; Artiodactyla; Ziphiidae
Product: large ribosomal subunit protein eL21-like
Exons: 2
Coding region: 4-513 (169 amino acids)
Biological process (GO): translation
Cellular component (GO): ribosome; cytosolic large ribosomal subunit
Molecular function (GO): structural constituent of ribosome
Source: RefSeq, a predicted model, not a curated record
AAAAUGACCAACACAAAGGGAAAGAGGAGGGGCACCCGCUACAUGUUCUCUAGGCCUUUUAGAAAACAUGGAGUUGUUCCUUUGGCCACAUACAUGCGAAUCUACAAGAAAGGUGAUAUUGUAGAUAUCAAGGGAAUGGGCACUGUUCAAAAAGGAAUGCCCGGGCCUCCCUGGUGGCGCAGAAUGCCCCACAAAUGUUACCAUGGCAAAACUGGGAGAGUCUACAAUGUUACCCAGCAUGCUGUUGGCAUCAUUGUAAACAAACAAGUUAAGGGCAAGAUUCUUGCCAAGAGAAUUAAUGUGCGUAUCGAGCAUAUUAAGCACUCUAAGAGCCGGGAUAGCUUCCUGAAACGGGUGAAGGAAAAUGAUAAGAAAAAGAAGGAAGCCAAAGAGAAAGGUACUUGGGUUCAACUGAAACGCCAGCCUGCUCCACCCAGAGAAGCACACUUCGUGAGAACCAAUGGAAAGGAGCCUGAACUGUUGGAGCCCAUUCCUUAUGAAUUCAUGGCAUGAUGGGUGUAAAGAAAAUAAAAGACCUGGACUGUAUAAA